Schistocerca gregaria is the source of this 689-nucleotide messenger RNA. RefSeq lists its product as uncharacterized. The transcript has 4 exons. The record is from RefSeq and is a predicted model, not a curated record. Lineage: Eukaryota; Metazoa; Arthropoda; Insecta; Orthoptera; Acrididae. The coding region runs from base 165 to 689 and encodes 174 amino acids.
GAAACACCAAACUACCAAACUCCUCUCUGAGCAAGCAUGUUGUGGUGAAGGUACAUAUGCAUACAUGCAAGUAUGGAAACUGAGUGUAACUCCACAACCAGGGUAACCACAGGAGUGAUCAGCAACUCCACAGUUGGAUCAAGGACGUGGAACGUGUGAAAGACAUGCUGCACACGAAAUUAACCGGAUUGGUAUACGACGAGCAAACCGUCAGCAAACAGGUAGCGCACUACGAGAUGGAAGAAGACAAGGACAGGCCGGGACGCUUGAUAUUCAUGCGGCCGCUGUUGAGUGAUCGCCUACUGCGCUAUCAGCCAUGGAACCUCUCCUUUCCCAACGACUUCAGUGCGCUGUGCGAGGAGCGGCAGCCAGAGGCGUCGCAGAUGUUCAGCCUCGCUGCCUCACUGUACGCCGCCUAUCGUGUCUACUGGGACGCUGCAGCUGAGUACAUCGAUUUAUUAUACGAAGAUGAAUUCAAGACUGUAGGUGAAGAGUGGCAGCUGCAGCUGGAGGACAGAAGCAGCGCUACACUCUCUGUGGACAUUGACUGCGUGCAGCUGUUGACGAACGCCGUGGACCACCCCACGUGUCCGCUGGAAGACCUGCCUCUGGAGGCCGUUAAGCAGCGCGAGCAGUCCGCGUGCAGCUGUGGGACGACGUGGUGCAGAGGUCGCCCCACAUACCUGUGA